Messenger RNA from Sciurus carolinensis (gray squirrel), 1539 nucleotides. RefSeq names its product tetratricopeptide repeat domain 1 (gene Ttc1). NCBI's taxonomy places the organism in Eukaryota, Metazoa, Chordata, Mammalia, Rodentia, Sciuridae. The record is from RefSeq and is a predicted model, not a curated record. Bases 547 to 1473 code for a protein of 308 amino acids. Gene Ontology annotation, molecular function: protein binding. The transcript has 8 exons.
CAUUGCUCUGGAGGCGAAAUCUUCCUGUUAUUUAUCGUGGUGUUUUUUUCUUGGAACGAGUUAGGGUGAAUUCGGACUCUUGUCGCGACACCAGGGUCAUUGGCGUGAUUUUGCUGCGACCAGAAGGGCGGGACUCCUGACGGUCUGACUCAGCUUCUAGAGCAGUAGUUCUCCAUUGGCUGCACGUUAGAAUCCCCAGUAUACUUUUUAAAAAUUUUAACUAUAGAUACCCAGCGCGACUCCAUUCCGAUAGAUGAAAACCUAAGCAGGGUCUGGACGACAAUACUUUCUAAACCAUUCCAAGUGUUAUUACGCAGUGAGGACGGAAGACGCCCUUCUAAGUGCCUGAUUUUGAUCCCCACGAGGAUCAUCUUCGGGACCUGCGGCUCCCGGACUCGCUUUCCACUAUUAGCUAAAUGGGUCUUAUCACGUGCAUUUUGCUUACUCGGUUUGGUCACGGAUUCCAUUUUAAGCUCCGCCAGAAGCUUAUUUUUGGGAUUAUGGUAGUGUUGCUGAUUUCAGCCUCCCUCCCUCUCUGAAUUCAGCAUGGGGGAGCAGUCAGAGUACUGUAAGGUUCCAGAGGAUCUGUUCAAUGGUUUGAAGGUUACAGAUCCCCAGGAAGCAGAGAGUGCCAGCCCUCCAGUUCCUGAUCCCAAAGAUCAGCAUUCCCAGAGCAAGCUGCUGAAAGAUGACAAAGCCCAGCUCCAGGAUGACCAGGGAGAAGAGGAGUAUUUUCAUGACUGCAGUGCCUCAUUCGAGGAGGAGGAGCCAGGAGUGGAUAAGGCUGAGAACAAAGCUGAUGAUGGUGUGAAUUCCUCUGAACUAGAUGAAGAAUACCUAAUAGAACUGGAAAAAAACAUGCCAGAUGAAGAGAAGCAGAAAAGGAGAGAGGAGAGCACUAGACUAAAGGAGGAGGGAAAUGAGCAGUUUAAGAAAGGAGAUUAUAUAGAAGCUGAAAGUUCUUAUAGUCGAGCCCUUCAGAUGUGCCCAUCCUGCUUCCAGAAAGACAGAUCUAUUCUGUUUUCAAAUAGAGCUGCUGCAAGGAUGAAACAGGACAAGAAGGAGAUGGCCAUCAGUGACUGCAGCAAAGCAAUUCAGCUAAACCCCAGCUAUAUCAGGGCACUUUUGAGAAGAGCGGAGUUGUAUGAGAAGACAGACAAGCUAGAUGAAGCCUUGGAAGACUAUAAAUCUAUAUUGGAAAAAGAUCCAUCAAUACAUCAAGCAAGAGAAGCUUGUAUGAGAUUACCUAAGCAAAUUGAAGAACGUAAUGAAAGACUAAAAGAAGAGAUGUUAGGGCUACUAGGUACCUGUCCCUGCCUUGAAGACCUAGAGCAACUACGUGAAACUCAUUUAUCCCCUCAAAGACACAAAGGCGAGGAGGACAUUGCUGGUAAUCCCACCGUCCUUUCAUUAGCACAUGUCACUGCUUCCCAGCCCUGUCCAAGGUGGCAUACAUGUGGGCCUUGUUCAUGAUCCAGCCCACGUUUUCCCUCAUGCCGUGACCUCCUUCCACCUUCUUGGAUCAUAUUUCUGGUCUCC